Molecule: messenger RNA, 927 nt
Organism: Mycotypha africana
Lineage: Eukaryota; Fungi; Mucoromycota; Mucoromycetes; Mucorales; Mycotyphaceae
Exons: 4
Coding region: 283-888 (201 amino acids)
Molecular function (GO): RNA binding
Source: RefSeq, a predicted model, not a curated record
CAAUAAACUAAGCACGACAAUUGAAUAUGAGUUUUAUUUAUUUAUGAUCUUUCAGUACCCCUUCCCCUUUUUUUAAUUUAUUUUCUGGAACUUGUUGUCGUACUUCAAGCUAUACCAGAGUCAAUAAAGAAUAUAUAUAGCCAAGGAAAGAUUCUCCUUCUCCUUCCAGGUACAUACAGGUAAUUACAGGCUUACCAAUUUUUUCGUCUCCAUAACAACCUUCAAAGUGCCUGCUUUAUUUUGACCCGUCAUCGUCGUUGUUCACAUUUGCAAUCAGGCAGAAUGUCAGGUUAUAUGCCAGUGAUCAAAUUACCGACGUCAAAGCAUAAGCCUAGUGUAGUCCGACAAAGCAGAGUGUUUAGUACUGCAAAUAAAUCGGAUAUUUCAAAGGAAGAAUUGUUCGAUCACUCGAACGAUUGUUUGGUGUCCGAAACUUUGUUUUUGAGUAAACUGCCUGCAAACAUUAAAGAAGCAGAUAUACGUACUCUACUGCAACAUUGUAUGCCGGUUGAAAUCUACAUUGAUAAAGAAAGAGACAUCGGGUAUUUACGAUUCAGUCAUGUUAAAUAUGCUGACAAAGCUUAUUCGCUAUACAACGGGUUCACUUUUACAAACAGUGCAAAACUAGAAUUGCAAAUGUAUGAAGACAAGUCGUUAGAUCCUGAAGCAACAGCAAUGCUAUUGGAAGUUGACGGUUUACCUGAAUAUUACGAUGAUAAUAUCUUGUACGAUUUGUUUCGUCCUUUUGGUCCAUUGAAUCUAUGCAAAUGUAUUUUAAAAGACGGUGUUUUCAAAGGUUCUGCUUUCAUUCAGUUUUUCGAUCCUUCAAACUCAGAUAAAGCUGAAGCAAGUUUAAACGGCCGUAUUAUAGACGAACAACAAUUGUAAGUAUAAAUCUAUAAAAAGGUUAAGGAGACUACCAGGGAG